AUAUUUUUAUUUAAUGAUUCAAAUUUCGAAUACAUCUCUGUCAACUACUGUCUGAAUUUUGUAAAUACAACCAUGGUAUGAAAUUUAUGUGAGGUGAUAUGAUUAUAGAUAAGGUAGUGAUAAAUUUAUAAAGAGCGUCACAUCUUUGUUUCAUAUGUACAGUGAGGUGACAUCGAGUAAAGAACUUGUAAUUUACAAAAAAAUUAUAUAAUAAUCGUGAUAGGUUAACUUAAAGUUCUUUCCAUUUGGGGAAUUUUUCAUCACCAAUCCCUGUCCCAUCAUAUCAAUCGAGUGUCGGACAGAAGCGUCGUCGUUUCCGCAAACAGUCCGUUCGGAAUUGGGUGAAUUGUCAACCGAGUGACGAACCAGCUCGAAGAUGACCGACUCGUUUGAAAUUGUCAACAUAUCGGUAUUAUCGUAGUAAAACGUUUUUCGAAAACAAACUUUUAGUCAGUUUAUCUGUGAACGACGACAGUUGCAUGUGUGCCGUGAUCAGGUCUACUGUUACCUCCAGGCAUCGGAAAAUUAUCACGAGUGCUUCUGAGGAGGAACUUUGCAGUAGGAUUUACACGAUGUUUGGAGGCAGAUUAUGAAUUCUCAUGAGAAGUUUUAAUGAGGUGACGAGUAAUCAUAUAGCAAGUAUUGACAUUAUUACAUAUCUCUCAAAAGGACUAAUAAGGUAAUCAUCUAAUUGAUACCUAAGUGUGAAAUAAAUUUAGUAUGUUGUGGUUUAGAAUUUUAAAGGAUCCUACUUGAAAAUUAUGAUAACAAAGGUGAAUGUUGACAGUUUUGUUAUAUGCCGUGUUUAAAUCACGUAAUCCACACAUCCCCACUCUUUAAGAAACAAUAGCCUCAAUAUCGAUUGUUUACCGAACGAUAAAAUAGUCAGUCAGUCUACAUCAGCCGGCCAACUAUGAGAGACCUGGAUUCCGAACCGGAAUCAGUAGCCGAUUGUCUUGGAGGUGCUGGUUAUAGAAGUAUUCGAGUAAGGUACCGGCAAGAUAUCAGCAAUAUGGCUCCGAAACCGACAGAAAACAUGGUUUUAGGAAGAUCGAAAUCUAAAAGCCCGCCAAGGAUAUUGUCGAUGCAUGCGCAGCAGAUGAGAAUGGAACGAGGCUUUCGGAAACGACUGAAUUUUUCUUACAGCUCGAACUCCUUGAAAUCACUACAGAUGGUGUUGAACCAGGAAAGUUUACUUGCCCACAGACGUGCUUCACAACCAUUCGAUGCCUACGGUUCGAUCACUUCAAGAGACGCGUUUCCUGAUUCUUUGUCAUCCUUUUCAUCAUCCAGCAGUAUCGCGGAAGACGACGAGGACGAAAAUCAACUUGAACCAUUUAAUCAAAAGACAAAAGCGGACUUAAAUAAAAAGGAUAUUGACACAGCGGCUCAAGAUUUUGGAUUUGUGCAUUUGGAUGUUAAAGUGAACGAUUUAGUGCAUAAGAACAAUGGCAGACUAAAAAAUGGUGUGAAUAAAAAUAAUAAUCAUAGUGCAAAAACGAACGGUUCUAUAAAAACUGAUGUAGUUGAUUCUUCUAAAAUCAAAGAGACUAAAAAAUCUACUAUAAUGUCUAUUAAAUCUAAUGAACGAAGGAGUAUUUGUACAAAAUCUUAGUAAUCGGUGAAUUGGGCACAGGGAAAACUAGUAUAAUAAAA
This is a messenger RNA of Ctenocephalides felis (cat flea), 1656 nucleotides long. RefSeq lists its product as uncharacterized. The record is from RefSeq and is a predicted model, not a curated record. NCBI's taxonomy places the organism in Eukaryota, Metazoa, Arthropoda, Insecta, Siphonaptera, Pulicidae. The transcript has 4 exons. Bases 914 to 1615 code for a protein of 233 amino acids.